Molecule: messenger RNA, 2595 nt
Organism: Glarea lozoyensis ATCC 20868
Lineage: Eukaryota; Fungi; Ascomycota; Leotiomycetes; Helotiales; Helotiaceae
Product: Ankyrin repeat-containing protein
Exons: 4
Coding region: 1-2595 (864 amino acids)
Molecular function (GO): protein binding
Source: RefSeq, a predicted model, not a curated record
AUGGAUCUCCUAAGCCUUUCUCCAGAGCUUGUACAGGCUGUCCUGGUUCAAGCAAUCAUCUCUCGAGGCGUCCAGCGUGGUCUUCGGCUGAGACUGGUCAAUAGUGUGUUUAUUCCAAAGAUUGUGAUCUUGGCCUGUGAACUGAUCGAAGUAGAGAGAUUCGCGAAUGAAAUUAUGCGUGCGCUUUUCGCAUCUGGCUUGCUUGACACGUGGGCUAAUCCACAAAAUCGAUCUCGAGAGAGUUUUGGUGUCGCAAGACAAGUUUGGACUGAGUACAUGGAACAGCGCAUCUUGACCUUCCGUGUGCCUGCAUCGCUUGAACCACAAGAAAGUUUACUUCUGUUGCCCUUGAUGCAGAUAUACACUACCGCGACUAAACUCUCUUCCAUCGAUGGUCUAGGGCCAACCAAUAACUUCCGUGCCAAUGUAAAAGCUCUAUGCUUCUUAGCAACCUCGAUCGAAUGCUUCCGUCCUAGCUGGCUUACGACAUUAGACAGUCCUCAAGUCUGGGAUCAAAACAAUCUCCUCGCUGCAGCGGCUUAUUUGGGACACACUGAUCUCACGAGAGAUCUUUACCGAAGUGAUUUUGGGAAAGGCUUAAUUUUCAGCUUCCCAAUGUCAGCUGCCGCUCUAGGAGGCCAUAUAAGUGUUCUGGAUAUCUUUCUCUCGGGAGCGACAAAGUCUGGUGUUCUAAGUUCUUUCCAACUCACUGACGCUGCGCGGCUUGCUGCUGCAGAAGGCCAUCUGGCCGCAUUUGAUCUCUUGGUAGAUGAAAAGUGGGAAAAGUAUAUGCGGAACGAUCGCGAGUUUCUUCCCAGCCAGCGUUACAGAGACACACUCACCCUUGGACUGCGCAGUAAGAGCAUUGGUGUCGUAAAAAGUGCUUUACAGAAGCUCCAAAACAUGCCCCACGCAGAUCACAACAGAGAUUUGGAACUUAUUGUACUCGGCGCCUCCUGCCAAGGGUACCUAGAGGUCUUGCAGGAGUUUUUGGGUUCCGAUGAUAUCAUUUCUGAUCGGAUUCUCGCCGUUGGCUUAAGCUGUGCAUCUCUUGGAGGCAAAACAAAGGUGGUUGAGUAUCUACUUGCCAGAGGUGCAGAUCCGAAUCUUUCGAUGCCUCGUGGACAGCCUCUGCAGCUCGCGGUCAGUAAGGGUCAUCUCAGCAUCGCUCGAUUGUUAUUGAACAACGGCGCCAAUUUAAAUGAACCUGGUCCUCAUUCUAUUGUUCAACCUAUCAAGCUUGAAUAUCUGGCCCUGUUUCGACUGCUACGAAGUCAUGGGGCAGUCCUCAACACCCUCGAAAGCGGAUGUGCGGCGCUUGAGCUCGCCUAUAGCGAAGGACUUGAUUCCAUGCUAGAACUAUUAUUGCAAGAAGGAGAUGAACUGGAUGAGGCUGUGGAGGAUGCUGCGAUAGACUAUAGACUGGUUGCAGUUCGCAGUGGAGCAUAUUUCCGUCGACUGCUAGCCUGGUGUAGAAAAGGUGGAGGUUUCAAUACUGAGUUCAACCAUCAUGAAACCUGGGCAAGUUGGGUGUCACCUAAUGCUCCUUUUUGGACCCUUCGGAGCAAAGGGCUAAUGCGCUUUCCGUCUUGGGCUCCGCGACGACCGAGAUCCGAAUGUCCGUGUACUGUAAUAAAUCGUCGUGCUGAUGAACCUCGACAUCCAGCUCCUAGGCGCUCUUCCACAGCCAAACGUAGUUUAAAGAAUAUGGGCGUCCGUUGCUGGCCUAUCAUCGCUCUUAUCCAUGCCGACCUUGAGGCCUACCUGCAUGGUAUGGUUCUAUUGGCUAAGUACAAGGCUACGAAAGCUGCUUUGGCGAACCCGCCCGAUUUCAACCUACAAGGGUAUCAAGGGGCCUCAACACCUACCGACCAUGAACGACAUCUAGGUUAUAAUAACGACCUCAACGACCUCAUCCUCCCUUUCACCAGCCCAACCGAAUGGAACGAACAACAGAUAUGGUUUGGAUUAUCUGUUGACACUCUUUUCACUUACUAUAAUGGCGAGCCUUGCGUGGAACAUAGCGAAGUCUCGGUCGUUAGUGGUUCUGACGCCUUGCCAUCUUCUCCAACUUCACAUAGUCUUGGAAUUCCAAGCACAAUCUCGAGUCCCGAGUCCAAAGGUCUUUUCACCUCAGAUGCUUCGAAUCCUGUCGCUACGAGUAGCACAAACUUUUCAGAUGCAAUCCCUCCUUCGUCGAUUUCACCUCCAAAGCCAGAGGUUGAAGGUGGCGCGCACCCACUGCCAUCUCAAUCUGCUCCCGUGUUUUGGUGUCCGCAUUGCCCUGUCUCUCGCAGUACUCAAGCAUUACUCAACCGGCAUCUCAAUACUCACGUCAGGCCCUAUCCAUGCAAUUUCCCAGGUUGCAGUAGUGCCAUGGCCACACAGCGAGACCUCGACAGGCAUCAAGACAAGCAUGGAAGAGUGCGGCGGUACUUUUGCGGACUCGCCUCAUGUGACUACAGCGUCCAUGGUCCUCAAGGCGGGUUCUCGAGACGCCUGGACAAUGCGAAAAGACACGUUAAGACUCACGAAAUUGGACACACGAAUGUUGUGAAAGAGAAUAUUCUAGGGCGGCUGGAAAAUGUUGGAUGA